AAAGAACAGGAUUAGCAAACAGCCAGUAGACGUCAACAUGAUUUCCCUGUGUUGUGUUGGGCUCUUGCUGGGUUGCUACAGCGCUUUUGUAGACUCGCAGAGUCAAAGAGAUGUGACGGUGGAGUGUCAGACCGAUUCCGUUGUCGUUCGGGUGGGACUGACGUCAGGAUCCGCUUUACCUGUCGAUCCCAGCGGCUUGCUUCUCGGAAACUGUCCUCCGUUUAGUUCUGAUGGAAAUACGGCUGUUUUCCGGUCUAGUCUGCUCGACUGUCGCUUCAUGCGUAUGGCUACAGCUAGCAUCUUGGUAUACAGCAAUGAACUGUCCUACAAGCCCAGUCCAGGUUUCAACUCUAUUCCAUUUAAUGAGCUGAUUGUCUGCAGCUAUAACAUGACUCCUGGCUGGGCUCCCCCAGUAUUUAAUCCUGCCCUGGGGGAUGCUUCUGGGUUUGGAACCCUGGUUUUCUUCAUGGAUGUUAUGAAUGAUGACUUCAGUGCCCCCAGGGUCUCCACCACGUUCUUCCUGGGGACCCUUAUUCCCAUCCGGGCUGCAGUGGACCAGCAGUUCCACAUGCCUCUGAUCCUCUUCCUGGAAGAGUGUGUUGCUGCCACCACUGCAGUGCUGAGUCCUUCAAGCCAGACCUACUCGCUCAUCAACAACUAUGGAUGCUUGGUGGAUGGCCAGGUUGCCAACUCUAAGUUCCUAACCCGAGUUCGGAGCUCUGAAAUUCAACUAGUGGUUCAGGCCUUCAAGUUCACAGAGGGCGAGGAUGUCUACAUUCACUGCCAGCUGGCAGCCUGGGACCCGCAGCAACUUGACCCUACUAAGAAAGCCUGCAACUUCAACAAGACUACCAGCAGUUGGGAGCUGUUGGAUGACCCCAACCAGAACUCCCUGUGCAGCUGCUGUUCCUCAAUCUGCACACAAAGGAAGAAAAGAGAAUUGGGAGCAGGUGACCAGGGGUUGACGCACACCACUGUUCUGGGACCCCUGAAGAUCCUUGCUGCAGCACAGGCUAGUGAGCGUGGUGCAUCUGUCAAGAAGGAACUCUCUGACCGAUUAGAGGGAAGUAGCACCCAAGAUGAGCGGUCUCCCUAGGUGGCUGGGCAUCUGGAGUGCUGUGCCUGGGGUCCCACCGGUGUGAUGGAAGGGACAGCUAGGCCAUGUUCCUUGCUCAAUACAGCCUUGUUUUACCUAGUGGAGGAAAAAUAAAA
Molecule: messenger RNA, 1212 nt
Organism: Lepisosteus oculatus (spotted gar)
Lineage: Eukaryota; Metazoa; Chordata; Actinopteri; Semionotiformes; Lepisosteidae
Source: RefSeq, a predicted model, not a curated record